Molecule: messenger RNA, 207 nt
Organism: Diversispora eburnea
Lineage: Eukaryota; Fungi; Glomeromycota; Glomeromycetes; Diversisporales; Diversisporaceae
Source: the annotation of a GenBank genome assembly
AUGUGCUUCAAGUAUCAACUUCAAAAAAAAGACUUGAGACCUCACUGGAAUGAUCAAGUAAAGGAAUGGUCUCUGAAGUUGUGGUUACCCAUCAUGACUGACCCUGCAGAUACACAUUUGACCUCAUCAAAUAUAUGCUCUUAUAACACUCUACAAAAUUCAUGGUUCUCUUCAACAAAUCAAGCUCCACCAAAACAUGAAUUAUAA